Molecule: messenger RNA, 457 nt
Organism: Bipolaris sorokiniana ND90Pr
Lineage: Eukaryota; Fungi; Ascomycota; Dothideomycetes; Pleosporales; Pleosporaceae
Exons: 1
Coding region: 96-437 (113 amino acids)
Source: RefSeq, a predicted model, not a curated record
GGAGGUACGAGACGGUGGCCCAAGCUCGCGGAGAGGUGAAAUGAGCGGAAGGCGACGGUCGCGAACGAGUCUUUGACCUUGGGAAAAGGGGGCAGAUGAGGCUCGAGCUGCCGCGGUCGAGGGUUGGCGGGCUGGCGGGCGUGUGCUGGGUGGACGGCGCAACAGGAGCAAGGGAGCCAGGGGAUGCCAGGCGGACCGGACCCAGCGACACUUGUUCCCCUAUCGAGCCAAAGCCGCACGUCUGGGUGGGCCGCGAGCAGCAACAGGGCCACGGGCUAGUCGAUGUCAAAAGGAAAAAAAGGGUUCAGAUAUCGCCUACGCAGCCUACAGCGGGAGGGGUGAGAGGGGGCAGUCAGGGACGAAGGGGAGCACAGUUCCGGGCGAGGGCGACGGCUGGUGCGUGUGCGUGUGUGCUUGGGUUGCAAAAGUCUCGUUGAAGCCCACUAACGGCGCGGGG